Molecule: messenger RNA, 375 nt
Organism: Colletotrichum orchidophilum
Lineage: Eukaryota; Fungi; Ascomycota; Sordariomycetes; Glomerellales; Glomerellaceae
Exons: 1
Source: RefSeq, a predicted model, not a curated record
CGAGAGGAUUCUGGAUCCUGCAAUCGCUGCGGGGAAUCCAGUUUGCAACCUUGUCUACGCAUCUCGAGGCGAUCCGGAUUGCUUGUUCAUAGAACUCCUCCACGGCGCAGUCACGCUACUCGGACGUACACUCCUCAGUCGCCCGUAUCUAUCUGUCUCAACUUAACCCAUCUCCACCCCCGAGACCGCCCAUCGCGAAUGUGGAAGGACACAGAUCCAGAACGGACGAUUUGCACAUCUGCUAAAAAACCUACCUGCAUAUUCUCCCCUCGCCCGCGAACCACAUCCCGGUCAGCGACGGCACUCGACAUAUCUCUCUCUCCCGCACGCGACAUCCGACACCAGCUAACCAUGCCUCCGCAUCCGCUGAUCUGA